AUGCAGGAGUCCCAGAAAACGCUGUUCCUCAUCCUCGCACUAAGCUAUGUGCUGGUCAAUGUUUCAGGCGAUUGUAAUACUUGUCAGUCCAAUAAUGUGGCGUGCGUAAACGCGACCCAUUUCAAGGUCUGCUACGAUAAUGUGCGUAACGAUGAGAAUAUUAUGGAUUGUGGCGAGGGCAAGGUCUGCACAGAUUUGGGCAUCAUUUGCUUCAAUGAAGGAUUUUAUGAGCCCUCCUGUGAUCCAACGGCUGCUGAAGCCAACUGCAGGACUUGCGAUGGCAACCGUCUGUUCGUUUGCACGAGUCGAACCACUUUCCAAAUGUGCAAUGGCAAUACACUGGGCCCCCAGGUUAGCACCUGCCCUCCAAACAAAGUCUGCUCGAUAGAUUCGGGUGAAUUCUGUGUGGAUGAGUGCGAUGUGCCCGGCCAAAUCGAGUGUAACAUUCCUGCGCCCUAA
Molecule: messenger RNA, 459 nt
Organism: Scaptodrosophila lebanonensis
Lineage: Eukaryota; Metazoa; Arthropoda; Insecta; Diptera; Drosophilidae
Exons: 2
Coding region: 1-459 (152 amino acids)
Source: RefSeq, a predicted model, not a curated record